GGCAGUUAAACAAUAUUUUCUUCGUCUGUUUUGUCUUAUUUUUUCAAAAAAUAUUUCCAAAAAUGAAAGGAAGAAAACUUCAAAUAUGCGUACAUCAAACAGACAGGAAUCAACAACAACCGUAAGCGUGCUUUAUAAGUUGAAUUGUUUAUUGAUUUGGGACCGUUCUUAACUAUUGAAGAGCGUAUUCUAAAAAUGCGACAGGACUUAAAGCUUUGCAGGCUUUGUGCGAAGUCUAGCAAAAAUAUGCCCACAAUUUCGCUCUUUGAGCGAAGCCGAAAAUUGGUGCUUCGGAGGAUUUUCCAACUUACUAGUAUCAAGUUAAAAAAAGUCAGCAAUAUUCCAGCGGUAAUGUGUUCUGAUUGUGAGACGGAAUUGAAUCGAGCCUAUGAAUUUCGUGAGCGCUGCAUCAAUGCACAUGCAUAUUUUUCCAGUGCAGAAUAUAAGACACACAUUGGUCAGACUCAUGAUAGAAAAGAUAGGUGCAGUAAAAAUAAAACGACAGAGGCAGAUCCUACUUUAGUAAAAGUAGAGCUGAUGCCAUACGCGCAAGAUGCCAUAUGUGAAAGAGGAGAUUUGGAAAUGGGUCCAGAAAAGAAGCCCAAAGAUGAACUUGAAACUGCAGACGCUGAAAGGGAAUUUAUAGCUCUCAAUGAAGAUGUAAUUAUGCAUGACAUAUAUGACGAUGCAGAAGUGAAUCUUGUAGAUCAGUCAAUGGAAUAUACAGCACACAAAUUAUUGCAAUGUGAUAAAAUGAAAGGAAAAAUUGAAAUAGAAUCGAAAGAUCCUAUAGAUGAAAAGAACAGAGCAGCAAUAGUUAAGCCAAAAAAAGUAGGUAAAGCGUUUAUAUAUGAGCCUGGAGGAGAUGAUACAACGGCAAUCCAUCUGAAGAUUGAAUCUAAGGGCGAACGGAAGAACAAAGCAAAGACGUACAUAUGUGAUCAAUGCGGUAAUCAUUUUAAGUAUCGUAGCCAUUUCUACUCGCAUAUUACACGGCAUACAGGCGUAAAACCUUUACAAUGCGAGGUUUGUCCAAAUAAAUUUUUUACUGAAGGCGAACUAAAGCGACACAUGCGUCGGCAUACCGGUGAACGUCCAUUUCCUUGUCAACACUGCGAGCGACGUUUCACCGAUUAUAGCACACGAAUCAAGCAUGAACGCACUCAUACCAACGAACGUCCAUUUGUGUGUCCACAAUGUGGUAAAGCUUUCACAACAUCGUAUGUGUUAAAAAAUCACAUGCUUGUACAUACUGGCGAACGCUCCUUCAAGUGUACUCUUUGCAAUAAAUCUUUUCAACGUCAAACUCAUCUCAUCGUGCAUACUCGUUCCUUGUCACACAAACAAAAUUUUGAACGUGAACAAUACAAGUUGACCCAGAAGGCAAGUGAAGAAAUGAGAUCGCUUUCCUCACAGUUAUCAACCAUGAAUACUUGAAAACUAAGUAAAAGUGUAUUGCCUCAUGAACUGUUUAGAUUACAGCUUUCGAUUUUCAAAUUUUUGUUGUUAGUUUAGAAGUUUUCACAAUUCUAUACUAAUUCUGAAGGAUUAUUAUUUUUGAAGUAUAUAUUUCUUAAGUUACUAAAUGUUUAUUUGAAUAUUACACAGCAAAAUGUAUACGAAUUCAGCUUAUUAUUUAUAUUAAAAAUGCAUUGAAAUUAAAAAGUAGGUUUAACCCGGGUUCCAUUUCUCUGCAGUAGAAGCAAAAACUCGAUCAAUCUUUUAAGUGAAGCGGGACCAUAAAAAAAUCUAACGAUUGCGUGCAUACCUCAAUCAGCUUACCUAAAUCGUAAGGAGGAUUUGGUUAAGUACUGCCAUAGUUGUAUUAAAAACGUUAAGCUAUAUUUUUAGUUUAUUAUUUUUUAAACAAUUUUUUGGUAACGGGAAAUGUCACUCCACUAAUUCAUGAAUGCUUGGAUAUGUAUGUACAUUAAUUUUUAUUAUUAAAAGCGUUUUAUUUAUGAUC
Anastrepha ludens (Mexican fruit fly) is the source of this 1966-nucleotide messenger RNA. Its product is annotated as zinc finger protein 271-like. Gene Ontology annotation, molecular function: zinc ion binding; DNA-binding transcription factor activity, RNA polymerase II-specific; RNA polymerase II cis-regulatory region sequence-specific DNA binding. The record is from RefSeq and is a predicted model, not a curated record. Gene Ontology annotation, biological process: regulation of transcription by RNA polymerase II. The transcript is spliced from 6 exons. Bases 196 to 1437 code for a protein of 413 amino acids. Gene Ontology annotation, cellular component: nucleus. NCBI's taxonomy places the organism in Eukaryota, Metazoa, Arthropoda, Insecta, Diptera, Tephritidae.